This is a messenger RNA of Rotaria sp. Silwood2, 762 nucleotides long. The record is from the annotation of a GenBank genome assembly. Lineage: Eukaryota; Metazoa; Rotifera; Eurotatoria; Philodinida; Philodinidae.
AUGAUAUUAAUUGGCAAUACAUUUUUAAGUGCAUUAAUGUCUGGAUGUUGUAUGUUGAGUAUAUGUUUAACAACGUUUAAAAACGAUCUUGAACAAAUUCAAUUUCAAGAUUCAUUUUGUACUUUUCGAGCAUAUAUUGCUUACGUAUCAGGCGCUCUAUUCAUGAAUUCAUUGUUGUUACAAGCUAUUCAUCGAUAUUUUACGGCUGUUUAUCGAAAUCAUUUAUAUUUUCAGUCAAUUCGAUUUCAAUUUUUACUGAUUUGUUUAAUAUGGAUACUUGCUUUGUUACAUCCUAUUCCAACCGUAGUCACUGGUGACAUUCAUUACAAUGUUGACAAUCAAAUUUGUCAAAUACAUCUUGGAUUCUCCUUUUCAACAAUUUAUAUAUCAUUAUGUAGCUACGGAAUUCCUACUUCAUCCAUUAUAUUUAUUUAUUUUAAAUUAGUUCGAUAUGUGCGUAGCAUGAGUAGUCGUAUUACACCUGUAAACACUUUAUCUCGUGCAAAAAGAGAAUUAAAAAUGGUUCAACGUAUAGUUAUACUGGUAGCUAUAUUAGUUAUACUUGGUUUUCCAUUUGUGUUGUUCAUUUUAAUGUCAUUUUUCACAAAUCCACCGAAAUAUCAUUUUCGAAUCGCUUAUCUAUUUAUUGAUGUAUCAUUAGUAUUGGUCCUAAUGGCUUUAUUUCAGUUUACUGAACCACUUAAAGCAUCGAUGAUGAAAAGAAUAAAUAGGCAAUUAAAUAUGGUAGCAGCAAUUACGUGA